Dromaius novaehollandiae (emu) is the source of this 1299-nucleotide messenger RNA. Its product is annotated as testis-expressed protein 47-like. The record is from RefSeq and is a predicted model, not a curated record. NCBI's taxonomy places the organism in Eukaryota, Metazoa, Chordata, Aves, Casuariiformes, Dromaiidae.
AUGUCGGGCGCCCACCCGCCGCGGGGGCGGCGGGACUCGCCGGUGCUCGCGGCCCCGGAGCGGCGGAGCCUGCUGGCGGCGCGGCUGGAGCGGCUGCACGGCGCGGGCCAGGUGGGGCGGGCGGCUCUGCCCCCCGCGGGCCCGCAGCGCCCAGGGCCGGGGCGGCGUGAGCGAGCCUCGCCCCUCUCUGCCCGCAGAGCCGGUUCCCGCUGCACAGGCUGGUGGUGGUGGCCCGGCGGGGCGAGGGGGCCGAGGCGGCGGCGGUCGCAGGUGGGUGCCCGCAGCCCUGCGGGGUUUGGGGCGGCCCGCGGGUCCUACCUGGGGGCGCGGCGCAGCUCGGCUCGCAGCCCGGGCUGCCGAAGCACCUCCACGGCGCGGCUGGGAGCCAAGGCGGAGCAGGACGGGGCGCUGCGAACACCCCCGGACUCGGUGCAAAGCUAUCCCAGCGCGGUGGUGCCAGGUUACCACAGAAGACUGUUUGAAAAUGCAUUAAAAUGCCACUCCGGAGAACAAGUCUCAGGUCUACUUCUUCUCUAUUCCAGUUGUGUUCUUCAUGUAAUAGAGUCUUGCAUUGGUACAAUACAUCUUAUCAUCCAAGAUUUAGCUUCUCUCCAAAAUCAAGGACAUAAGAUGGAAUUCACCUUUCCACACAGUGCUUUACUCCAGGAAAUUAAAGUUUUAGUGGUGUCGCAUAACAUCCCUACCAGACUGUUCCCAGACUGGUAUGUUACAACAGUGACGCCUCCUGUGACAUAUCUACAAGAUGCAACACAAUCACAGUCUACAGCAGAGGUAGUCACAGAGUGUCUUACUCUCCUCUUCAAACUGGCAGCCUAUGUUCCAAAAAUGCUUGAGGAUGACAGUGAUGAUCUGAGUAACAAUCUACACACUCUUGCACCCGAGCUGCUAAUCCCAGCAGAAACAAUUAACUAUUUGUGUAAUAUUGAAGAAUGUGCAAGUCCAGAAGAAUUUCUGAAAAUGUAUUUAAAUCCUUUACAGCCUGCUAUGGAUUCAGAAACUGUAUGGCCUGCCCCAUCACAUUUCCUUGCAUGAUAUGGGCUGUAUCCAGCACUUUUCUUUGCAGCUGGACACAUUCAUGUCUACACAUUAAGAAACAGAUGUGCAUUCAUUUCCCAGUAUGCUUCUUAAGAGAAGAUCAAGCUGAGCUGCCAGUGACUCAUUAGCUAAAAAGCCCAGGGCAUAAUUGCAUAACUUUCUGUAGAACUUUUGUUUCUAAUGUACCACAGAAACAGCAAUGUUAUUUGGAGACUUGAAUAAAUAUGCCUUCAGUUGACAAAA